AUGGACGAGGAAACAAGCACGAAGGGAAAGGAGCGACAAAGGAAGGCAUUGCAGAGCUUUGAGAAAGAAUUCGGACGGGAUGUGCGACAGCAAAGAACGAGAGGGAAGACCAACGGAAGAGCUGGUACACUUCCACUUGCUCUGAGUACGUUCAGAAGGAAUGCGUCGGCACAUGGAGAAGUCGAUCUGCUGAAAGAGGUUCAAGGGAGUGAAGGACAAACUACAGUUCAAGACGCAGCCGAAGAAUGUGAGAUUAUCUGUUCAAAAGGCGACGCAGUUGCUCUCAAGCACAAUUACAAGAGGUAUAUCAUCCUGUCUUCCUUGCAAUUCUUUUAAAAGAUCUCCACCAUAA
This is a messenger RNA of Porites lobata, 352 nucleotides long. The record is from the annotation of a GenBank genome assembly. NCBI's taxonomy places the organism in Eukaryota, Metazoa, Cnidaria, Anthozoa, Scleractinia, Poritidae.